Molecule: messenger RNA, 2378 nt
Organism: Paramecium pentaurelia
Lineage: Eukaryota; Ciliophora; Oligohymenophorea; Peniculida; Parameciidae
Source: the annotation of a GenBank genome assembly
AUGUCAUAAUUAAGUGCUUAUAAUCUGUAAAUAUAUUUAUUAUAAUAAGUCUUGAAGGUUUUACAAAAUAGAAUGAAGUUGAAUUACUAUCAUCCAGUGUAAAUUUUUUGAGGGAUGUAAAUAUUUUUGAAAUAGAUCUUGAAUAAUCAAAAAUUAAUGAAAAUGAUGUUCUUAAUAAUAAAUUUUUAUCCAAGCAUUUACACACUUGUAAUUCCUUCAUUUAGAUGAUGUAAAAAUAACAUGUAUAAACUGAGAUUGGUAUUAUUUAUAAUUAUUUAGCUACUAUGGGAGUUCCUUUUGCUCCAGAAUUAAACGAAAUUGAUUUUAAAAAUUAAGAUUAGGUAUAUAAAAAUAUAACAAAAAAUCUCAAAGAUUCCUUCACAAUCUUUGAAAUACAACAUAAUUCACAGACCAUAUGCAUUAGUUUUUGUUAUGAAUUAGAUUCUUUUUGUAUUUCUUAUGGAAUAUAAACAAUUGUUUGUUAUGAUGAAAAUGAUAUUGUUUAAUAUAAAGAACCGAAGCAUGAUAAAUUACGAAAAAUAGCUUCUUAAUUCUUUAGUUUGUUUAAUAAAAUGCCUUAUUAAUACUAGCUUAAUUUUAUUGAAGAUUUAACAAAUAGAAGUUUGAUAGGUUGUUACAACAAUAAAAAAUAGAUUGAAUGGUUUGCAUUAGUAGAACAUUAUGCAGAAUAAAGAAUGGUUAAUCCCAAUACAGUUACCAAUUUUUUACAUCAUUAUAAAUUAGAAUCUGCUUAAAUUUAUCAAACUUAGUGCACAUAAAUUUAAUUAUAAAAACAUAUCUCUUAAAUUUACAAUUAAUUGAUUGAUUAAUUUCAUGAUUAUUAUAAAGGUAAAACUAUGUAUUUUUGGAAAGGAGACACCUUUCUUGGAUGUUGUUUUAUUCCAUUCAGAUAAUAUACUAUUCUAAAUGAAUUAAGAUUAAUUCUUAGCAAUAAAGAAAAGAAUCUUAAUAUAAAGGAACCUAAUUAAUAUCUCUCUAAAUAUAAUUUAAAUAAUUAAGAUUUAGAAUUCUAUAAAAAAUACACAGAAAUGAUGUUAGAAAAUUCAGUAAACAUUAAAUAUAUUAAUUUUGAAUUUUCUAAAUUAUCUAUUUAAGCAUUCAAUAGCAUUAGAAAAGGUUUAGAUUAUUUAUUAAAAAAACAAGAUUAGUUGUUUCCACUUUCUUAGUGCAUGUAAUCUGCAAUCAUAGUUGUUAUUCCAAUAGGAAUUUCAGGUAUGGGAUAUGAAUAAUUAUGUUCCUUAAUUAAAAAAACUAGUUAAAGAGUAUAAAUAAUUAAAAUACCAGAUUAAAUUAAUGAGAAAAAUUAACUUUAUUUUAUUGAGAAAGUAUGCAAUCCAAAAGAAUUAGAAUAAUUGAAUAAAUAGAUAAAAUAAUUGCCAUUUAAUAUUAAAACAAUUUCUCUUUUGCCUGAAUGCAAUUCCUCCUAUGAAAUUAAAGAGUUGUAAUGUAGUUUUCCAUUUUCAUUCAAUUUUAUCAUGUAUUGUUUACUUUCUGUUUUUGAUAAUAAGAAUCAAGUAAAAGAGAUUAUAAAUUAACUUAAAGAAUUUUAAAAUUAGAAAUUAAAUAAUUUUCAAACAGAUUAUAAAAUUUAUUGUCGUUACAUUUCUGAAGAUAAAGAAAAAGAUGAUUUAUAUUGUGAAAUAGUCGAAUAAGAUUUUUAGGUAGCACUUAAAUCAUAAUAUGAUUAAUUAAUUGAUAGCCUUACUUAAUAUAGAGAAACUCUUAAAAACAUUUAAGAUAACCAUCUAAAAAAGGAAUCAAAGAGACUCAUUACAUCUAUUGAAAAUAAAUCAUAAAUAAUUUUAAGAAAAAGUGUUUAAUUUUAGAUUGAAAAGGAUUAGAAAUUAAAAUAUGGUUUAUUCAUUGAAAAACCUGAUUGGGAUGAAAUUGAUAAAUUUGUAAAAUCUUGUUUAGAAAUUAUAGUUUAAGAAUAUCCAAAUGAUUCAGGAAUUAAAAGGAUGUAUGAUUAGUAUUAAAUUUAAUUCAAAACUUAAAAUGCCAUAUUUAUGAGAAUAAGUCAGCCUUAUUUAUAAGCUAAAUAAUUAUAAGAGAAACCAAUAGAUGCCAAAGUUUCAAUUAUAGUAAUCAUAGUAGAUGGAAUUAUUAUGUUGUAACCAUAAGAAUUAGGAUUAGAUUUAGUAUAAGAUAUUCCAAUAUAUUCUCAUAAUAUUGAUAGUCUAAAAAGUAAUAAACUUUCAGAGUAAUUAAGAAUAGAUGUUAGAAAAAUGUAGAAAUAAAAUAUUGCAGAUAAAACAAUUAAAAAAAAAUAAGUCAAUUUCAAUAGUAAAAAUUGGGAUGCUUUUAUUGUCAAAUUUACACCAAUUAAUAUAAGAUUAAUAGGAAAACAAAUAAAUUGA